AUGUCUUCCAAGCAUUCCAUGUCGCCUCGUCAGUUCGCCGCGUUGACCGCCAUAUGCGACACGCUCGUAUCCUCCAUGCCGGUUCCGACGGACUCCGACGACCCGUACUUUCAGUUCGUCGGGAAGCGAAAAGAAGGCUCGCAGUCGGAUAACCGUUGGAGCGAGUUCUACGGCGAGCCGCGGAAGGAGGCCAUCGCGGCGUACUUCGCGGAAUCCGCGUCCAGCCUCGGCAUCGUCGACGAGGUGGCCACGACAAUGCAGCAGUGCCUGAAACCCCUGCCGCUGACCGUCUUCGGCACGGUCCUAUGGCUGCUCUCCACUCGCCUGGGCACGCUGUUGCUGGCCGGUCGCAGGGCCUUCACCUGGCGGCCGCCGUUCGUGCAGCCCUUCGUGAAGCUGUCGCCUCAGGCUCGCGAGGCUGUGCUGCUGCGAUGGUCCGUCAGCAGCAACUUCCUGCUGCGCACCGUGUUCAAGACGUUCCGCAGCUUCACGCUCUUCCACGUGGGUGCACAGCAUGACGGCUCUGGCAAUAGCAUGCUGUGGCGCGCCAUGGGGUACUGCGGACCCGACCCCAACAUGCUAGCUGCCAGGAAGCAACGCACGUGCGGCAGCAGCAGCCGAGACAGCUCAGCUGCUUGUGAUCCUGACGUGGCACAACGUCCAGCUCAACAUGCUGACGCGGCACAGCGGCCAGCUCAGCGAUCCGACAGUGGUGAAGGGGAAGCAGAGCACGGCAACGGAAGGAUGAAGGGAGAGAGGGAGAGUGGUGGGUGUGGGGUAAAGGGAGGCGAGGCGAGGCCACUAGACGCAGCAGUGGUGGACUGUGCAGCAGAGGGCGAGGGGCUGGCAGCAGUGCUGCAGGGCAAGGGCGUGGACGUGCUGCCAGGGCCCAAGCAGACGAUUGGACUGCUGGGGCGGAGAGACAAAGGAGAAGGCGAGCCUGUGGUGGUGCGGUGCGAUGCGGUGGUGAUCGGUUCCGGCUGUGGAGGAGCCAUCAUUGCGGCUCAGCUGGCAGAAGCAGCAGCAGCAGCAGCAGCUGGUGCUGCAGGCAAUGGUGGGGACGGCAGCGGGCGGAAGAGGAAGGUGCUGGUGCUGGAAGCAGGGGGCUACUUCUUUCGCUCCGACCUCUCUCUUCUCGAAGCUCCCUCAGCUGAGAUGUACGACACGCAGGGCUUUCUCACCACGGAGGAUGGCGGGGUGGCGCUGCUGGCAGGGAGAACAGUGGGCGGCGGCAGCGCUGUCAACUGGUCUGCUUCCUUCCGCACCCCGCCCCACGUCACCAAGGAGUGGGCCAGCGAGUACGGGCUCAAGCAAUUUGAGUCGCCAGAGUAUGCAGCAGCCAUGGAUGCCGUGUGUGAGAAGAUUCAGGUGACUGCAGACGAGAGCCUCACCCCGCACAGCCUGAGCAACGCGGCUCUCAAGGCGGGGUGCGUGGCUUUGGGCUGCCACCACGCCGUCACCCCCCGCAACACCAACCAGCCGCACCCAUGCGCAUGGUGCACCUUUGGCUGCUGGUCAGGCGAAAAGCAGUCGAUGCUGGAAACCUGGUUACCAGACGCCGUUACACACGGCGCCCUCAUCCUCUCCCGCUGCGCCGCCCUGCGCCUCCUCCUCUCCCCCAAUCGCCCUGCUAGCACCACCCCUGGCGCCACAAGCAGCAGCAUCAAAAGGAGGAAGCGGGUGGUGGGGGUGGAGGCAAGGGUAGAAGAGGAGGGCGUGCGUCAGAGGGUCGUGGUGGAGGCCAACUUGGUCGUUGUGGCGUGUGGCAGUCUGCGCACGCCUCCGCUGCUGCUCGCCAGUGGUCUGAAAAAUCCUGCUAUUGGCGCCUCGCUGCGCCUGCACCCCGUCACCUCCGCCUGGGGCUUCUUCCCCGAAACCGCCCCCUGCCUGCCGCCCGCCCUGCCCGCUGGCCCGGGCUACCUGGGUCCCAUCAUGAGCGUGAACUCGCGGGAGGUGGCCAACUGGGAGAGCAGUGGAUAUGGCGCCAUGAUUCAGACCCCCACGAUGCACCCUGGACUGCUGGGCUGCGCCAUACCCUGGCUGGGCAGUCAGGCCAUCAAGCAGUCGGCAGUGCGCUUUGACCGCACCGCCUCGCUCAUCUCCAUCGCCAGGGACCGCGGGCGCGGCACUGUGCGUGCGGACGGCAGCGGGCGGCCUGUUGUGACGUACCGGCUGGGCAAGGAGGACCAGAAGCGCAUGCAGGAGGCGCUGCUGCUGUCUCUGCGCAUUCUGAGAGCAGCGGGAGCAGUGGAGGUGGGCACGCUUCACCAGUCACUCAAGCCCUUCCGCUGCCUCGUCCCACCCACCGUUCAAGCCGACGCAGCUGAUGCAACAGACACAGCCGACGCCAAGUUGGAUGGCACUGAUGGUCUAGUGGAGAUGGAUGGAUGGCAACGCACGUCCGAUGCAGAGUUUGAGGCAUAUUUGGAAUCCGUGGUUGCGGCAGGCUUUAAGCUCAAUGACUGCACUCUGUUCUCCGCUCACCAGACUGGUAGUUGUCCCAUGGGUAUUUCCCCUAAGAGCUCUGUUGUGGAUGAAAAUGGGGAGAGUUGGGAAGCGUCUGGGUUGUUUUUGGGUGAUGGAAGUGUCUUUCCGACGCCCGUGGGAGUGAAUCCUAUGGUGUCUAUUGAGUCAGUGGCGUUCAUGAUUGGAAAACGGCUAGCAGAGAGAGUUAGGAAUGGGGAAUUUAGUGAGCGAAGCAGAAGCACAGACUGUUUUGAGUAG
Molecule: messenger RNA, 2724 nt
Organism: Closterium sp. Yama58-4
Lineage: Eukaryota; Viridiplantae; Streptophyta; Zygnematophyceae; Desmidiales; Closteriaceae
Source: the annotation of a GenBank genome assembly